CGACGGGAGGUAGCGUCGUUGGCGUCCGCUCGACGCUUGAUCCCGAGAGUGUGUCCAGGACCACCCGCUCAGAUCAGGGACAACCGUGUAGACGAACAGAAGCGAGUGGCAGUGAGGACUGGCGGCCGGCGCCAGAACUCUGCGGGCGGGAAGCACCCAGAAUCGGAGAAGCCCCGAUUGGGGCGCCUCCUUCACCCUAGGGGCCGCGGCGACGGUCACGGGGCGCGGCGCCACCGUGCGCGACCCAGGCCAGGAUUGUAAACCGACGCCCAAGCUCCUCCUCCGCCGGGGCCGCCUCACCUCCAGGCAGCACCGCGUCUCCUGCCCGGGCGUGGAAGGCACCUGCUCCUCCUCGCUGUCGGGUCUCCGCCCCUCGUCCCCCCAGCGCCAGGCCCGGGCUGCUCACCUGGACGAGCGCAGGCAGCGUGAGCCGGGCGCGACGCCCUUGCCACGGUCCCGGGAGGACGCAGGUGGAGCGGGCGCGGCUUCGGGGAACGCAGCGCCGGCCGUCACGGGGUCGGCUCGGGCAGGAGCCGCCGCGGGCUGGACACAAUGAACAGCAGCAGCGCCAACAUCACCUAUGCCAGUCGCAAGCGGCGGAAGCCGGUGCAGAAAACAGUAAAGCCAAUCCCAGCUGAAGGAAUCAAGUCAAAUCCUUCCAAGCGACAUAGAGACCGACUUAAUACAGAGUUGGACCGAUUGGCCAGCCUGCUGCCUUUUCCCCAAGAUGUUAUUAAUAAGUUGGACAAACUCUCAGUUCUCAGGCUCAGUGUCAGCUACCUGAGGGCCAAGAGCUUCUUUGAUGUUGCAUUAAAAUCCUCCCCCACUGACAGAAAUGGUGGUCAGGAUAACUACAGAUCACAAUUCAGAGAUGGCAUGAACUUGCAAGAAGGAGAAUUCUUAUUACAGGCACUGAAUGGCUUUGUAUUGGUUGUCACUACAGAUGCUUUGGUCUUUUAUGUUUCCUCUACUAUACAAGAUUACCUGGGGUUUCAGCAAUCUGAUGUCAUACAUCAGAGUGUGUAUGAACUCAUCCAUACUGAAGACCGAGCUGAAUUUCAGCGACAGCUACACUGGGCAUUAAAGCCUCCCCAGCCUAUAGACUCUGGACAAGGAAUGGAUGAAGCCCAUGGCCUUUCACAGCCAGGAGUCUAUUACAGCUCAGACCAGCUUCCUCCAGAAAAUUCUUCUUUUAUGGAGCGGUGCUUCAUAUGCCGGCUAAGGUGUCUGCUGGAUAACUCAUCUGGUUUUCUGGCAAUGAAUUUCCAAGGAAGGUUAAAGUAUCUUCAUGGCCAGAACAAGAAAGCAAAAGAUGGAUCCAUACUCCCUCCUCAGCUGGCUUUGUUUGCAAUUGCAACUCCACUUCAACCACCAUCCAUACUUGAAAUUCGUACCAAGAAUUUCAUCUUUAGAACCAAACACAAACUAGACUUUACACCUACUGGUUGUGAUGCCAAAGGUCAGAUAGUUUUAGGAUACACUGAAGCAGAGCUGUGCACCAGAGGAUCAGGAUAUCAGUUUGUCCAUGCUGCCGACAUGCUGCACUGUGCUGAACUCCACAUCCGGAUGAUUAAGACUGGAGAAAGCGGCAUGACAGUUUUCAGGCUCCUUGCGAAACACAAUCGUUGGACGUGGGUCCAGUCUAAUGCACGCUUAGUUUAUAAAAAUGGAAGACCGGAUUAUAUCAUUGCGACUCAGAGACCUCUAACAGACGAAGAAGGAAGAGACCACUUACAGAAACGAAGUAUGACUCUGCCUUUUAUGUUUACCACUGGAGAAGCUGUGCUGUACGAGAUAGCCAGCCCUUUUCCUCCUGUUUUGGACCCCUUACCAGUAAGGACUAAGAGCAGCACUGGUGGAAAAGACUGUGCUACCAAAUCGACUCCAAGUACUGAUUCUCCUCACCCCACUUCCCUCCUGAGUUCCAUGAUGCAACAAGAUGAGUCCAUUUAUCUCUAUCCCGCAUCAGUUGCUGCACCUUUAGAAAGAAAAAUGUUUAGUGAAUCUAUAAGUGAAUGCAGUAAUUGGCAAAACAGUAUUGCACCAUUGGGAAAUGAUAAUAUCCUGAAGCAUGAGCAAAUUGGACAGCCUCAGGAAAUAAACUCAGCACUCUCUGGAAGUCACACAGGGCUCUUUCCAGAUAAUAAAAAUAGUGAAUUAUACAGCAUUAUGAAAAACCUAGGCAUUGAUUUUGAGGAUAUCAAACGCAUGCAGAAUGAGGAAUUUUUCAGAAGUGACUUUUCUGGUGAAGUUGACUUCAGAGACAUUGACAUAACGGAUGAAAUCCUGACAUAUGUCCAGGAUUCCUUAAAUAAGUCUACCUUCCUGAAUUCAGCUUACCAAGAGCAACAGCCUAUGGCUCUGAGCUCAAGUUGUAUGCUACAGGAGCCCCUGCAGUUAGAGCAGCAGCAGCUGCAGCACCAGCAAAAGCAGGUAGUACUGGAGCCGCAGCAACAACUGUGCCAGAAGAUGAAGCAUAUGCAAGUUAACAGCAUGUUUGCAAAUUGGAACUCGAGCCAGUCUGUGCCUUUCAGUUGUCCUCAGCAAGACUUACAGCAGUAUCAUGUCUUUCCAGACUUACAUGGGACUAAUCAAGAGUUUCCCUACAAAGCUGAGGUGGACACUAUGCCUUACACACAGAACUUCGUUCCCUGUGAUCAGUCUGUAUUACCACAACCUUCCAAAUGUACACAGUUGGACUUUCCUGUGGGGAAUUUUGAACCAUCCCUAUACCCUACCACUUCUAAUUUAGAAGAUUUUGUCACUUGUUUACAAGUUCCUGAAAGCCAAAAGCAUGUAAUAAAUCCUCAGUCAACCAUGGUAACUCCACAGGCGUGCUAUGCUGGGGCCAUGUCAAUGUAUCAAUGUCAGCCAGAGCCUCAGCACACCCUUGUGGGUCAGAUGCCCUGCAAUCCAACAAUUCCAGGCCCACAGGCGUUUUUAAACAAGUUUCAGAACGGAGGAGGUUUAAGUGAAACAUAUCCUGCUGAAUUAAACAACGUAACUAACACUCAGCCCGCCACACAUCUUCAGCCACUUCAUCAUCCAUCAGAAGCCAGACCUUUCCCUGAUCUGACACCCAGCAGGUUUCUAUGAUUCCAAGCCCAGUUUGCACCUUGAUUUUUGGAUCAAAUCAGCAUGUGGAGGAUCACAAACUAAUAAAACUGUCGUCGGGCAUCCGCACUGUUACUACAAACCAGAUUUUAAUCUUUGUUUUUGAAAAGGAGUUUAGAAUAUAAUACCCGUGUAUAGUGGUCAUUAAAACAAAGUGUGCUGCCAGAGUAGUGAGGUGUCAUCUGCAUUUACAUCAUUCUGAGACUGCAGAACACACGAAGGUCAUCCAGGAGAACUUCAUAACUCAGAGAACUUUAUGUGAACUAUUUCUGUUAGAAAUAAAAGUGAAAAAAGUUUUGAUUCCACGAAUUCCUCACUAGUGUACCAAAUACGAAGUUAUAAAACUAACCUAUUUAUCUCAGAUGUUAGAGUAAAUGGUUUGGUGCUGUUAUAAAAAGGUAAUCUCAAUGCUUUUCUCCUGCACUGUAAAUCUAAGUGCCUCACAUUUUUUUCUACCUAUAGCACUGUAGGAUGUAUAUUUUAUAUAAAAUAUUCUCUUCCUUUUUUUAAAUUAAAAACAUUCCUUUGAGCACAAGUAUUAUUUGUAUUUCCUAGAUCCAAUUAUUUUUAUUAAUCCAGGCAUGUUUUAACUGCACUACUCACCCACUUUCUUCAGGUAAAGGGCAAAUAAUGAUUGAAAAGAUAUUUAUUAUGUGAUAUAGUUGCUUCUAGACUUUAAAUGUUGCUCUGUGCCUUAUGUUGAAGAAUUUGAAAGGAAAAUGUCUUUCCAAAUUAUUUCUUAAUUAUGUCAUAGAUAUUUGACAGUGGCACUUAAAUUUGAAGUGUUUUCAGAAGAAAGACAAACCACUGUUAACAUUUACUGAACUCUCCAUAGUGAUUAGUGGAAAGUCUCCUGUUAUAUGCAACCAUGUUUCUUAAAUUGCAAUGAAGAAAGAAGUGGCUUUAUGUCUAGCAUUUUAAACUUAGCAAAGCACUCAUAUUUCAAUGUGUAUAAAUUGUCUUCAAAAACUGUCUUGGAUCUCUAAUCCUUUAUGAUAUACUGACUUUAUAAAUUUCACCUUUUAAAACAGUGGAAACUUUUUCUCACAUUUGAGGAGUGUUAAGAUUAAAGAUAGCAGUGUUUGGUACAAAAGUAUUAUAAUGAAUGGUGCAUUGUAUAGCUACAAUGAACAAAAUUAUUUGUAAAAUAUUUUUAAUCCUUCAUUUAAAAAUGUUCAUACUUUAUAUAUGGUCAUAAUUAAUUUGAGUUUUAUGUAUUUUAUCCGUGUUUCUUCUUAAGAAAUCAGUUAAUGAAUUGAACUGCUUUUAAACUGAUACUAAAAAAAGAAAACUACACAAUUUGUUUACCUUGAUACAUUAAGUUGUUUUUAUGAUGUAGCAACCUUUAUUGUCAAUAAGGCAAGUUAUCAUCCUACCAAAUUUACUGUCUUCACCUGAUGUAAAGAAAAAAGAUGCCACUGUUUUACUUAGAUGUAACAUCUGAAGAGCAAAGACAAGUUUUUCAUGUAUUAUUGAAAAAUCUGAUGGAAUCUCCAAAUGAGAUGGAAUAUUAAAAUAUGUUUUUCAUUUCAUUUUUUUAGUAAAUUAAUGUAUAUAAAUGUGGGUUCAGUUAAAAUAAAUCUCAGUUCUAUGCAUUUUCAAUCAAAAUUUUGAAUCUUAAGAUUAAGUAUUGAAAAAAAUUGUCUGAAACAUUUCAUAAUUUGUA
Molecule: messenger RNA, 4780 nt
Organism: Castor canadensis (American beaver)
Lineage: Eukaryota; Metazoa; Chordata; Mammalia; Rodentia; Castoridae
Gene: Ahr
Product: aryl hydrocarbon receptor
Biological process (GO): response to xenobiotic stimulus; regulation of transcription by RNA polymerase II; xenobiotic metabolic process
Cellular component (GO): aryl hydrocarbon receptor complex; nucleus
Molecular function (GO): nuclear receptor activity; transcription cis-regulatory region binding; protein dimerization activity
Source: RefSeq, a predicted model, not a curated record